Molecule: messenger RNA, 1694 nt
Organism: Penaeus indicus
Lineage: Eukaryota; Metazoa; Arthropoda; Malacostraca; Decapoda; Penaeidae
Product: group XIIB secretory phospholipase A2-like protein
Exons: 1
Coding region: 246-866 (206 amino acids)
Biological process (GO): lipid catabolic process; phospholipid metabolic process; arachidonate secretion
Cellular component (GO): extracellular region
Molecular function (GO): calcium ion binding; A2-type glycerophospholipase activity
Source: RefSeq, a predicted model, not a curated record
GCAGUCUGGCUGAAGUUUCUGUUCUUGGGAGUCGUGUUCUAAGGACACGUCUCUCUGGCUGCUUCUUCCGCUUAUACUUCGCAGGUAAACAAACACGGGAGCUGAAAGCAGGACGAGAGUAGGAGUGCUGUCACCUGGGAAGACAAACAGAGGAAUAAGAAGAAAUAAUAAGAAGCAAUAAGAGGAGGUCAGAGCUUAGUGCAGGAAAGCAGCUCAUUAGUCCAAGACUCUUUGUUUCCGCCAAAAUGAAGGUGGGAAUCCGGUUGGUGUUGACCUUAGCAACCGCAUUGGUCGCCUCCUCCGUCCCUGGGGCGAGGGGGGAGGGCUACUUCCAGUCAGUGUACGAGAGCAUAGUGCAGGCCCAGGACACCCUCAGGGAAGUGGCUAUAACAGUGAACAAAGGCUUAAAGACUCUAGCUGAGACUAUGAAAUUUGUGGAGAAAUUUGUUGAUUCUACCGUGGAGGAGGAAUGCCAUUACAGCUGUCCCAAGAACAAGGUUCCUGUUGCCAACCCCAGCCACAUCCCAGACUACAAUGGGUGUGGGGCGCUGGGCGUGUUCUUUGAGAAGGAGGAUCUGUCAAGACCAGAGAUGGUUGACUGCUGCAAUGAGCAUGAUCUCUGCUACGACACAUGUGGGAGCGAUAAGGAUGAGUGCGAUCUCCGCUUUAAGAAGUGCCUUUACAACACCUGCAACAGCAACCAGCAAGAAAUGGAGGUUUUGUCACUUAAGGCGUGCAAAGGCGGUGCAAAGUUGCUCUACACAGCAACUUUAGCUUUGGGAUGCACGGCCUAUAAGGAUGCUCAGGAAGAGGCAUGCAUGUGUGUGGAUAAGAAUGACAUCCCCAAGACACGGAACGAAUUAUAGCUGUUGUAGUGGAUAAACAUUACUGAAUUCUGUGAUAAUUUAUACUCCUAUUAUUCUCCCAUGACUGAUAAUAGCACUACCAAAAACUUGAAAUUUCAUGGAUAUGUGCAGUCUAUUUUUUAAUAUGGAUUGGUCAGCGAUUUAGCACACUAGCUCGCUAUGAAGUGGGAUGAAGAUUUUGUGGAAACUUUGGUAGUUAAAAGGUUUGAAAUACUAUAACCAUGGUUUGUUCAUUUAUUUUCAUCAGCUAAUUGUUGUGAUCUUUCUUUUUUUGAUAAUAUUUUGAUUCUCACCUGUUUAAUGAUCUUUAAAGAACUGGCAGUUCCAAUCAUUGAUUAGAGUGAAGUGUUUAAGCAUGUAUAAUAAUUAUGGUACUGGUAUUGGUUAUACUCAGAAAAUCACAGAAACACAUUUUAAACAGAGCUGGGUCAGCUUUUCAGAUUGAAAAUCUCUUGGAUAUUCAUAUAUUAAAUGAUAGUAAGUAUUAUAUUUGGCAAAAAAAUAAAUAUAGAGAUUAACACACACCUUGCACAAACAUCAGUUCUUACAGUUUGUAUUCAAAGUUUUUUGAUGUGGGUUUUAUGCUUCACAUUUUAUUUUUAAAAAUUGAAUAGAAUAAUAAAAUGGUGAAAUGGGAUAUGUGCAUAUGUUUUUAUUCAUAUAUGUGUGCUACAUGUGCUUAACUCGGGUGUUCUAAUAAAAAAUAUUGGCUAUUAUUCUAUUUAUUUUGAAAUUAUGGAUAGGAAUAGUUGUAAAAUUAUAUAUAUGUCACUCAGAAGUAUUAUUAUGAAUGGAAUGUACUCAGGAAUAAUAAAUUAUAAUUUUAAA